Canis lupus familiaris (dog) is the source of this 8533-nucleotide messenger RNA. It is a transcript of the gene UBN2, whose product is annotated as ubinuclein 2. The coding region runs from base 351 to 4331 and encodes 1326 amino acids. Gene Ontology annotation, cellular component: nucleus. The record is from RefSeq and is a predicted model, not a curated record. NCBI's taxonomy places the organism in Eukaryota, Metazoa, Chordata, Mammalia, Carnivora, Canidae. The transcript has 17 exons.
UGUCUGGACUCCAGACUGUUGGGAGGAAAAGAGGAAAACUGAGCCACGGCCACGACGGUGGACGCGAGCGUGUCCUGUCUGCGCAUGCGCCCGCUCAGCGGCCUGCUUCUAUUUAUGUGGGGGAUCCAACAUGGCGGCCGCGGCGACCCUGGCGAUGGCGGUGGAGCCCAUCAGAACAUAGUGGCGGGGAAGGGGGCCCGGUGCGCGCUCACGGUGGCGUCGGCAGAGACGACUGAGGGUGGUGGAGGGAAGAAAAGCGACGGGAAGCAAAAGGAAGGGCGGGCAGGCAAGCAACUCGGCGUAGAACCGAGCGCCGGCUCGAGCGAAGGCGGAGGGCCAGAACAGUGGGGAUGGCGGAGCCACGCAGAGUAGCGUUUAUUAGCCUGUCACCGGUGAGGCGGCGCGAGGCCGACUACCCGGGGGCCGACCGCGAGCCCGAGCACCCUCGCGAGCCCCCCCGGCUGGAGCCGGCCCGGGCGGAGCAGCCGGCCCCGCGGGAGGCUGCCCCCCGGGCGGACGCGCAGCCCCCGCCGCGGGAGAAGCCGCUCCCCCAGCGCGAGGUCAGCCGCGCCGAGCCGCCCAUGUCGCUGCAGCGGGAGCCCCCGCGGCCCGAGCCGCCGCCGCCGCCGCCGCCGCUCCCUCAGCUGCACUUGCCGCCGCCCCCGCCGCGGGAGUCGGCUUCGCGGGCCGAGCCGCCGCAGAGGCCGCCGAGGGAGACGGUGCGCCUGGAGCUGGUGCUCAAGGAUCCCACCGACGAGAGCUGCGUGGAGUUCAGUUACCCGGAGCUGCUGCUGUGCGGAGAACAACGGAAGAAGCCCAUUCACACAGAAGACCCAUUUAAUGAUGAACAUCAAGAGAGGCAAGAAGUGGAAAUGUUGGCUAAGAAGUUUGAAAUGAAAUAUGGUGGGAAACCCCGUAAACACCGGAAGGAUCGGCUACAAGAUUUAAUUGAUAUAGGCUUUGGCUAUGAUGAGACAGAUCCAUUUAUUGAUAACUCAGAGGCUUAUGACGAAUUAGUUCCUGCUUCUCUAACAACAAAAUAUGGAGGCUUUUACAUCAACACAGGCACUCUGCAGUUUCGCCAAGCUUCAGAUACUGAAGAAGAAGAUAUUACAGACAACCAAAAGCACAAGCCACCCAAAAUUCCCAAAAUAAAAGAAGAUGAUAUUGAGAUGAAGAAGCGGAAGCGGAAAGAGGAAGGGGAAAAGGAGAAGAAGCCAAGGAAAAAAGUACCCAAACAACUGGGAGUUGUAGCUCUAAAUUCACACAAGUCUGAAAAAAAGAAGAAACGUUACAAAGAUUCUCUUUCUCUGGCUGCCAUGAUACGAAAAUUUCAGAAAGAGAAGGAUGCAUUAAAGAAGGAGCCUAACCCUAAAAUCCCAGUGAACUUAACGACCUCUUCUCUGAAUAAACCCCCAUCCACUGCUGUAGUGUUGGGAAAUGAUGUCUCAGACUUAAAUCUGAACAGUGCUGAUCCGGACCUCCCCAUUUUUGUUGGCACAAAUGAACACGAACUGUUUCAGGAAGCUGAAAAUGCCCUAGAGAUGCUAGAUGAUUUUGACUUUGACAGAUUACUGGAUGCUGCUUCUGAUGGUAGCCCCCUCUCUGAGUCAGGGGGUGAGAAUGGAAACACCACCCAGCCAACCUAUGCCUCUCAGGUUAUGCCCAAGGUGGUGCCUAUACUCCCAGAGGGCCUACCUGUCCUUCUUGAAAAACGCAUUGAAGACCUCCGUGUAGCUGCCAAACUUUUUGAUGAAGAAGGAAGGAAAAAAUUCUUUACACAGGAUAUGAAUAAUAUUCUUCUGGACAUUGAAUUACAGCUACAGGAACUAGGCCCUGUCAUUCGUAGUGGUGUCUACUCCCAUCUUGAAGCUUUUGUGCCAUGCAACAAAGAAACACUGGUAAAACGUCUAAAGAAGUUACAUCUCAACGUCCAGGAUGAUCGUUUAAGAGAGCCUCUGCAAAAACUGAAACUGGCUGUUAGCAACGUCAUGCCUGAACAGCUAUUUAAAUACCAGGAGGACUGCCAAGCUCGUAGUCAAGCUAAGUGUGCCAAGUUGCAAACAGAUGAAGAACGAGAAAAAAAUGGAUCCGAGGAAGACGAUGAUGAGAAACCAGGGAAACGUGUCAUAGGACCAAGAAAGAAAUUCCACUGGAAUGACACCAUCAGAACUUUGUUAUGUAACCUUGUUGAGAUCAAAUUGGGAUGCUAUGAGUUAGAGCCAAAUAAAAGCCAGUCCGCUGAGGAUUAUCUUAAAUCCUUUAUGGAGACAGAGGUGAAACCAUUGUGGCCUAAGGGCUGGAUGCAGGCAAGAAUGCUUUUUAAGGAAAGCCGGAGUGUACAUAAUCAUCUUACUUCUGCUCCGGCAAAGAAAAAGGUGAUUCCUGCACCUAAACCCAAAGUGAAGGAGUGUAGUCCAAAAAAGGACCAGAAAACUCCUGCAUCCCUGGUGGCUUCAGUUGGGGGUCCUUCCGCGAGCUCUAGCACAUCCGCCGUGGCCUCUACCAGCUCCAGCUCUAUGCCAGCGCAGGAGACCAUCUGCCUUGAUGACUCCCUAGAUGAAGACCUUUCUUUCCAUCCACCUGCACUGGAUCUUGUUUCUGAAGCUUUAGCUGUUAUCAACAAUGGGAACAAAGGCCCUCCAGCUGGCUCAAGGAUAAGUAUGCCAACUGCAAAACCUCGUCCAGGACUGAGAGAAGAAAAGUUAGCAAGCAUCAUGAGUAAACUGCCGCUGGCUGCUCCUAAAAAACUAGAUUCUCCUCAGACUGCACAUUCAUCAAGUCUUAUUGCUGGUCACACAGGGCCAGUACCAAAGAAACCCCAGGAUUUAGCUCAUACUGGCAUCUCUUCAGGCCUUAUUGCUGGUUCUUCAAUUCAGAACCCUAAAGUUUCCUUGGAACCUCUGCCAGCCAGGCUGCUUCAACAAGGACUACAGAGGUCGAGUCAGAUCCAUGCUUCUUCCUCUGCACAGACCCACGUGUCCUCUUCUUCCCAAGCCCAAGUUGCUGCCUCCUCUCAUGCUCUGGGGACACCAGAGGCCCAGGAUGCUUCUUCGUUAACACAAGUAACAAAGGUGCACCAGCAUUCAGCUGUCCAACAAAACUAUGUGUCUCCAUUACAAGCUACCAUUAGUAAAUCACAGACCAACCCAGUGGUGAAAUUAAGUAAUAAUCCCCAACUUGCCUGUUCAUCCCCGCUUAUUAAGAACUCGGAUAAGCCACUUAUGUACCGCCUUCCCUUAUCUACUCCCUCACCUGGAAAUGGUUCUCAAGGGUCCCACCCCCUGGUUUCUAGGACAGUACCCAGCACCACUACCUCCAGUAACUAUUUAGCCAAGGCUAUGGUGUCACAGAUGUCCACGCAGGGUUUCAAAUCUCCCUUCUCAAUGGCUGCAUCCCCCAAACUUGCCGCAUCUCCAAAACCUGCCACAUCUCCUAAACCCUUGCCCUCACCUAAGCCUUCUGCCUCCCCCAAGCCCUCUCUGUCAGCUAAGCCUUCGGUAUCAACUAAACUUAUUUCUAAAUCCAACCCCACUCCCAAGCCUCCUGUACCCCCAACCUCUUCCAGUCCAAAUGCACUAGUAGCCCAGAGUAGCCACUCCAGCAGUAACAACCCAGUCCAUAAACAGCCCAGUGGGAUAAACCUCAGCAGACAGUCACCCACCUUGAAUUUGCUGCCCUCUAAUCGCGCUUCAGGCCUUCCAUCCACAAAAAAUCUUCAGGCCCCUUCAAAGCUCACAAAUUCCUCAUCCACUGGAACUGUUGGGAAGAAUAGCUUGAGUGGAAUUGCAGUGAAUGUACCUGCCAGCAGAGGUAGCAACCUUAACUCAAGCGGAGCGAAUAGGACUAGUCUCUCUGGGGGAACAGGAAGUGGAACACAGGGUGCUACUAAACCAUUGUCUACUCCACAUAGACCAUCCUCUGCCUCAGGGUCUUCAGUGGUAACAGCCAGUGUGCAGUCCACAGCAGGAGCAUCAUUAUUGGCUAAUGCCUCACCUCUGACUCUCAUGACAUCACCUUUGUCUGUAACAAAUCAAAAUGUGACUCCUUUUGGGAUGCUGGGUGGCCUUGUUCCAGUGACCAUGCCCUUCCAGUUUCCCUUGGAGCUACUUGGCUUUGGAACGGACACAGCUGGAGUGACAACCACCUCGGGAUCUACCUCAGCCGCUUUCCACCAUAGCCUAACUCAGAAUUUACUAAAGGGUUUACAGCCAGGAGUUCAGCAUGCAGCAACACUUUCCCACUCACCUCUGCCUACACACUUACAGCAAACAUUCAAUGAUGGAGGCCAAAGUAAAGGGGACACUAAAUUACCACGGAAAUCUCAGUGACUUCCCAGCAAGCGAUGGAGAUGAGACACUCAGCUGGCUGAUGGAAUCUACCUGAUGGGAAAGUCCUCAUGUGGUCAUAGGGCUGCUGUUCUGUCGAUGUUUACAUUCUCUCGUCCCAAGCACUGUGGUGAGGAGGAAAAAAGGAAAGAAAACAUGACUUGAGUAAAGCCAGAUGCAGGAGGAAGAAAUGCUUUUGUGCAAAGUUAGUGACCUUUGGUCUCCUCUAAAGAAAGACAAGUUACCAUAUAAACUGACUUGAAAGAGACUCAGUUGUCAAACCCACAGAAGUACAAAUUUGAUUUUUCCCCGGGGAAGGAAGAAGGAAUCUGAGGAUUUGGGUAUAUUCCAUCCAUCCUGGGGGUUGGAUUUGAACACUUGUAGACAUAAUUGCAUAAUAAAAGGCAAUAUAUCUGGAAUUAGGCCAGUUUGUCAGGAGUAACAAUCAUGUCUAUUUGAGUGGACUAUGCAGCAAAUUUGCCACACAAAAAAAUUAAUGACCCUGUGUCUGAUACAGACAGUAGCUGAGUAAAUAUUGUACCCUCACAAGUCCUGAACAAACUUGAAUCUUCUCCAGUGUGUAGCAAUUUCCCAUGUAAAUCAGUGGACUAAAGAUGCUUCAGGAAAGUUAUUUUAGCACAGUGAUAUAUAUUAUUAAAUCAUCGAGAUUUUUAAAAGUCAAGAAAUUGAGCCUGUUGCUCUUAACAGAUGAAACUUCGAUGUCCCCUUUUUGUAAAAGGGUCCAUUUCAUCUUCCAUUCAGAAGCAGGUACCUAACUCUUCUUCAGGUGAUUUGUGCAUCUGGUAUUGAUUGGUUAAUUCUUAUUUCCAUUCUUGAUGUUAAAUGUGGCUGUGUUCACAUUUUUCUCUUCAGAAGUGGGGAUCUUUGACGUAGGGCUGCAACUUUGGUGCUCUUAGCCCUUGCAGGCCUACCACUCUGAACUGUAAAUUUCCCCAGCUUCCCCUUGGUUCACAACUUCUCCUGGUCUUUUAGCUAGUGGUACUUCAGGUGAUUCUUAAUUACUGAUAUAGACAGGUAUAAGUGUGUACUGCACAUGCUUCUACAUUGGUCAUUUAAAUGGCAUAUAUAUAUUUUUGGAAUUUUUAAGAUAGUAUUUUAAAGGGAGGAAUUACAUUAGGAUCAUUAUGUGUACAAGGGAUUAUUUUUUAUAACAAUCACAAUGUAUUUUUACUCCCUGUAUCCAGUGUAGUGAAUUUGAUUUGGAGCAUUUGGGAUCUUAAAGCUUUAUUAAUAUUUACUGAGAAUAUUGAUAUGUGAGUAAACCUGCAGAUAAUAAGACUGCUUAGUUAUUAUUAUAGCUUCCUUAUGCAAAUACAUCUUCAACAAAGGAUGUUAAGGGAGAAAUUUAUGGGUUUUUUUGGAUACAUUUGAUUUGUUUUUGUUUUGCCUCAUCAUUUAUCUUGUCUCUGUCACUCUCUCUUUUUUUUUCUCCCUAUUUAGGCUUCUGAAUGUUUUCAAACUGUACCCAAGAUUGGUGUAAGCUUGAUCCAUUUAUAACAAAAAAAUAACCUAGAAAACAGUGUCAGAUUGGUAGUAGCAAGAUCACAUGUUUUCCUUACAAGUUUAUAAAUUUAUUCAAAUAAGUAUAUUAAAUAAGUGGCCCUUUUUUCCUUUUAUAAGCAAAAGUCCCAAAUAGCCAUUAGGACUGAAUAAGUUACCACAGAUCUGUUCAGAUUUGUAUCACUUGUAUUUUGACUUCAAAGUCACAUUGGCUUGCUUCAUAGCAAAAAGUUAAUAACUAACUGAAAACUUUAGUUCCAAGAACUUGUUACAGUAAGGGGAAAGGAUUAUUUCAGAAGAAUCGAUGUAAUUACUUGCCUCUAAGAAUUUAGUUUAGCAGUAAAACAAAGAAGAAUGUUGUGUCAACCCCAGUAGAUAUUUUGGAAGGAUAUUGGGAUGUUCCCGAGAGAUUUGACUUGAAUUGAAUAUGUUUGAUUAAAGGUUAUUUGGUUUAUUUAAUUAGGGAAACUUACCAAUUCUUGAGUUACUCUAAUGUAGUAUUCCUGUUGCUUUUACCUAAAUUGGAGAAAGUCAUCUUUGCUAAUACUAUACAGGAGUUUUCCUUUGGGAAGCUAGCCUUGGUGUCACUUCCCACACCACGAGUCAGAGUGCGUGUUAAUCUCUCUUCCUGCUAAUAGUUGUGCAUGCAUUCAUCUGUUUGCAGGUAUACACAGAUUUAUUCCUGUAUACAAAUCCAUUACUAGUUUAAGUCAGGGAAUAAUUUCAAUUUCUUAAGUCCAUCAGUUCUGAAUCAUGCCACAUAAAGAUUCCUAAUGAUUCUUUUGUCUCCAUUAGAGAAGAACAGGAUUAUCAAUUCUUCCCCCAAGUAUUAUUUUAUAACUAACUAGUAAAAAUAUCUGAAGGCCCUUGGUCAGAGAAGUCCAUAUAAAUGGAGAUGAUAUUCUCUUCUCUUCUGUCUUGAUUCCAUGAGGACGCCAUAUCCCUCCCUUAGCCCUAUACCACAUUUUCACUAACUUACAUCCGUUUCGAUCAAGACUACGCUUUUAUGUUGUACAAAGGAAACAAGCAUCUUUAUAUUUCUUAAUAGAUAAGUAUGAUCAGCUCCUACAUGUAAAUACAGAACUAUUUCUUUUCUAGAUCAUAACAUUGAAAAUGGUGUCCAUACUUUAUGGGCACCUGUCUUUACAGUUUUUCUUACUAAAUACAAACAUAUAAAUUGGUUAUUUUUUAGCACAGAGACUUGUGACUCAUACUGUAUUUUUGCACUUAAAAAGUCAAAUUAUGUUAUUUUUUAAAAUGGUGAGUAAUUGGAAAGGAUAUAGAGCAAUGUGUAUUUCUGAAGAGCAUUAGCAACAUCCCAAUGCAAAAAUAAUCAGCACACUUAAUUAUGUCCCACUCAGCGGGAUUCUUGAUUCAGGAAAAUUAAGCUGUUUGUUUUCAAUUGUCUUGUAUUUAAAUUGCCUUCAGUGAUGUAUAAGCUGUUACUGUACAUACAAGUUAAUCCUCAGUAUUCACAAGCAAUAACGGUCAGCAGAGUUGUCUUCAGAGACAGCAGUGCUGAGCCUCAGUUGGAGACUGUUUGGGAGCAAAGUGUCAAGCUCAUUCAGAGCCUCCAAAAUCAAUGCAAGCAAUAAUUCCACUAUAACUCAAUUGUAAUUCUUUCUCAUCUGCUUCUGAGAUCAGAGGGUAAAAGAAAUUAUGGUUUAAAAAUAACCUGAAGAAAACUGGGAAAAGGAAGUGAAGUUACUCUGAGGAAAUCAGAGGAUUGUGUUCCUACAUUCUUUUAUGCCUACCACCCCUUUGAUGGAUGGUGUUAGCCCAAAUUAUAUAUAUUUUUUAAUAUCACAGAAGUUGAAUAGGGUUUAUUGCAUCACUGAGGUAGGAGGAAAAAACCGGGCAGAUACAUGUUUGGAUACUGUGGGUUUGACACCUGUCUGAAAACAACUUACUGGAAAAGAUUUUUAACCCAGGAUCUUUUUUUUUUUUUUUUUUUUCUCCCCCAAAGCAGAUCUAAAUUGUUUACUACCCAGGUUUGGAAAGGGCAGGCCCUUCUAGUCUUUCUUCUCCGGUUGCCCUUACCACACCCCUUCCCGCCUCUACUUGGUUCACGACAGUUUCUGAGAUGGAAACUCUACUGUUAUUCAAACUGCCAUUGAUUGUGAGAACUCUCUGUCCCUUGGGACCGUCUCCUAGAACUCCAGUUGUCUAUCAUACUUGCUGCUACACUUGUACAAUGAACUUUGCCUGUAUUGGUCGAUUAUAAUCUGAUUUACAGUUCUUUAUCUCUAGGAGGUUUUGUCAUAUAACUUGACCCAUCCAUGUAUAGACUUAGGAUACUUUAUUUUAGGAGUGUACCAUAAAAGCACACUGGUCCCUGUAUUCUUUUUAUUAUCACGUAGGUUUUGAAUUUGUGUUGGCUUUUUUUGUUGUUGUUGUUGUUGUUGACGUUUUGUUUCUCUUUGUUUUAAAUUAGAAAUAGCAGAAUGAGAAAAAUCUAUAAUCAGGCCAAACUUGAGAACUUUCCCUUGUGCUUCAGCAUUAUAGAUUCUGCUAACCAUAUGUUCUCAAAAGGGGCACUUUUACUUUCUAUUGUGCAUGUAUGAUGGUUUUGUUUUGUUUUUUGCUUUUGUAAUAAUGAAGCAGAAGAAAAAUCCAGUCGUGGGUAAAUGAUGACAAACAUGUUAUGCAAUUUUAUUUUAUAAAAUUGAAGGGGAAAAGUUUAA